This is a messenger RNA of Pisolithus orientalis, 980 nucleotides long. RefSeq lists its product as uncharacterized. Bases 260 to 769 code for a protein of 169 amino acids. The record is from RefSeq and is a predicted model, not a curated record. NCBI's taxonomy places the organism in Eukaryota, Fungi, Basidiomycota, Agaricomycetes, Boletales, Pisolithaceae. The transcript is spliced from 6 exons.
CUGUGGAAAGAGAAGAACCCGAGGUAGCGCAGAAUUCCUCUAUCAAUGCCUUAGUGAGGACACUGCGUAGAAGGAUGGACAGAGCAAGUACGAGGCAUAGAAAACGAAUGCAAGAAGUGAAGCGUGAGCUCGGCGCCAUAUCCCAGACGCUCGGAAUUAGGCUUCUCGAAGAAAUAUCGGCGGUCUACGCAGGAGCGCAUGAUAUCCUCUACCCGUUGUGAGCAUUCACCUGACCCCUACGCUACAUUGCCAUGUCCUCAUGGAUCUAGGCACGAUAACUUGGAUAGACGCUACUUCGAGUAUGACACCUCCUAAACCACUUACCGAGUUUGUUGGUAGCCUUGACCCACAGACGGAUGUCUCCGGACACGACGGUAUUCAGAGUAUGGUGCGAGAGAUUAAGAGUCUCCAAGCAGUACUUGAUGUUACGACGGAUAUCGGUGAAAGAUGCGCCCUUGAAGAAGAUAUCACGGGAAAAAUCUUAUGGACCUGUCAUUGCGGACUUCGCUUUUCAGUAGGACAUAUACCGGCCAAGGUGCUAUACAGUAUUCUGAAAGAGGACAAGGUGUACGACGUGAUGAAUCGCAUCUCUUUCUUGGAGGAGAUCUCCAAAGUAUUUAAAGACGCGCUAGCUGCACUACCAAGUGAUGAUCACACUCAUUUGCGACGUAUCAUGGCCGACGCAGAGGCAGGUACGUCAAAACAUCAGCAGCUCUUCGACGCACGGACACAGGAACUGAGGAUACCGGGAGCCAUCCGCGAGGGAUAAACCUCAAAUUCAGCUUGGUACCUAGAACAAGGGUUAGUACUUUUCGCUGUAUAACCCUCACAUAUUGGCCUUCCUGUACACCGAGGACGAGGGUAACCCACAGCAGUACAUGGUAUGACCGGGCACGUCCGCAUUUUGUAUGUACAGUAUAAAUGGGCAUGGCGGUAGUACAGUAAAUUCAUAGUAAGCCAUCCGCGACACGUGUACACUA